Messenger RNA from Motacilla alba alba, 6329 nucleotides. It is a transcript of the gene DRD2, whose product is annotated as dopamine receptor D2. Gene Ontology annotation, cellular component: presynaptic membrane; glutamatergic synapse. The transcript has 8 exons. Gene Ontology annotation, biological process: adenylate cyclase-activating adrenergic receptor signaling pathway; adenylate cyclase-inhibiting dopamine receptor signaling pathway. Lineage: Eukaryota; Metazoa; Chordata; Aves; Passeriformes; Motacillidae. The coding region runs from base 1230 to 2561 and encodes 443 amino acids. Gene Ontology annotation, molecular function: dopamine neurotransmitter receptor activity, coupled via Gi/Go; G protein-coupled receptor activity. The record is from RefSeq and is a predicted model, not a curated record.
GGUGCCAGCGCUCCGGGAGCACGCGGAGCAUCCCCGGCCGAGCAUCCCUGAGUGAAUAUCCCUAAGUGAGCAUUCCUGAGUGAGCAUCCCGGGCCGCGCAUCCCGGGCCGAGCAUCCCUGAGUGAGCAUCCUUAACCUAACGUCCCUGGCAGAGCAUCCCUGGCAGAGAAUCCCUGACCGAGCAUCCCUGGCAGAGAAUCUCGGACCGAACAUCCCUGGCAGAGCGUUCCUGACCGAACAUCCCUGACCGAGCAUCCCUGGCAGAGCAUCCCUGGCAGAGAAUCCUUGACCGAGCAUCCCUGAGCGAGCAGCCCCGGCGCUCACCUGGGAGCUGUGCGCGGGGCAGGGCAGGGCCGCUCCCCCCCGAGGGGUUCCUGGGGGUGGGAACCCAUCUCGCUCCUCUCUCCGGGGCCGCGCUGGGGGCGGCUGAGCCCCGCCAGCCCCCCCGGCCCCGGCCCCGCGCUCCGCCCGGCGCUGUCCCGCUGCCGGGGCCGGUCCCGGUGCCGCAUCCCCGGGGCUGGAGCCGCCCAUCCCCGCCGGGGUGAGUCCGUGGGAUUCGGGGGAGGAAACUUCGCCCCCUCCCCUCCCCUUCCCUCCCCUCCCCUCCCGCAGCAGCGGCAGCGGCAGCGGCGGGCGAGGCAGAGGGGGAAGCGCUGCGGGAAUUCGCAUCCCGCGGCCGGAGAAGGCAGCCGGAGUGGAAACAGGUUGUCGGGAUCCGUCCGUGGGAGGAAGGGGCGGCUCUGCUCAGCCGCUAGCCGAGCCUGGGCUCUGGGAAAUGGAGCCGGAGCCGCCGCCUCGCCCGCCGGCCGUGUGCUGAAGGGGAUGGACAGCGAAUUGCCGCGGGGGAGCCCGGCCCCGGGGAGCUGAGCGCUUCCCAGGGAGCCCAGGCGCUUCCCCAGCUCCUGAAGUUCCAGCAGCGCUCGGCCCGGGCUCACCCACGGCGAGUUCCACCCGCCGCGCUCCCGGCCGGCAGGGUCAGGCGGGUGAUUGCCUUUCUCUCCGCUCCUCUGCUGUUCUCUCUGCUCCUCUGCUUGUGCCUGAGUGCUGACCUGCAAGAAGUCUGCCUGAAAGCCCGGGAGAGCUUGGGAACGGCCACGGUGGAGAGUUGGGGCGUUUUGGAUUUAUUUGGCGCAAAGUACUCACACCUCUGCUCGAGGGAUUCGUAUGGCUUGAAGCCUGUGCCACACCCGUGUGGCAGCGCGGAGCUGGCAGCUGGCACUUGGGCCCCCAUGGAUCCCCUCAACCUCUCGUGGUACGACGGGGACAGGAACUGGAGCAGGGCCCUGAACGCGUCGGACGCGGCGCAGAAGCCGCACUACAACUACUACGCCGUGCUGCUGGCCCUCCUCAUCUUCAUCAUCGUCUUCGGCAACGUCCUGGUGUGCAUGGCAGUGUCCAGGGAGAGAGCCCUGCAGACCACCACCAACUACCUGAUCGUCAGCCUGGCCGUGGCUGACCUGCUGGUGGCCACGCUCUGCAUGCCCUGGGUGGUCUACAUGGAGGUGGUUGGCGAGUGGCGGUUCAGCCGCAUCCACUGCGAUAUCUUUGUCACCCUGGAUGUCAUGAUGUGCACUGCCAGCAUCCUCAACCUCUGUGCCAUCAGCAUUGACAGGUACACGGCCGUGGCCAUGCCCAUGCUCUACAACACCCGCUACAGCUCCAAGCGCAGGGUCACCGUCAUGAUCGCCGUGGUCUGGGUGCUCUCCUUUGCCAUCUCCUGCCCGCUCCUCUUUGGCCUCAACAACACAGAUGAGAAGGAGUGCAUCAUUGGCAACCCCGCCUUCGUGGUGUACUCCUCCAUCGUGUCCUUCUACGUGCCCUUCAUCGUCACGCUGCUGGUCUACGUGCAGAUCUACAUCGUGCUGCGGCGGCGCAGGAAGCGCGUCAGCACCAAGCGCAGCAGCCACGUGCUGGACUCGGACACGCAGGCUCCCCUGAAGGACAAAUGCACUCAUCCAGAAGACGUCAAGCUCUGCACAGUUAUUGUGAAGUCCAAUGGGAGCUUCCAAGUUAAUAAGCGCAAAGUGGAGGCAGAGAGUCACAUAGAAGAGAUGGAAAUGGAGAUGGUGUCCAGUACCAGUCCCCCUGAGAAAACGGCCCUCAAACCCACAGCACCAAGUAACCACCAGUUGAUUGUGCCAGUUGCUUCUAAUCGGGGCAACAACUCUACCCUGCAGGCACCCCUGAGCAGCCCUGGGAAGGUGGAGAAGAAUGGCCAUGCCAAAGAAUCCCACCACACAGCCAAGGUCUUCGAGAUCCACUCCCUGCCCAAUGGCAAGACGAGGAACUUGCUCAAGGCCGUGAUCAGGAGGAAACUGUCGCAGCAGAAGGAGAAGAAAGCCACCCAGAUGCUGGCCAUCGUGCUCGGUGUUUUCAUCAUCUGCUGGCUCCCCUUCUUCAUCACUCACAUCCUGAACAUGCACUGCGACUGCAACAUCCCGCCGGCCAUGUACAGCGCCUUCACGUGGCUCGGCUACGUCAACAGCGCUGUCAACCCGAUUAUCUACACCACCUUCAACAUCGAGUUUCGCAAGGCUUUCAUGAAGAUCCUCCACUGCUAAAAGUCACAAACAGCACUCGCAUUUUUUUAGGAACGGAGGGGGAAGAGGAAGCGAUGCCAUCCACGCACGGCGGGGCAGCCAGGGAGGGGGCUGGAGCUCUUGAGCUGGGCACCACUCGGUGCCCGGGCACCUCGUGGGGGUGGAACGAGGUGGGAGGGUCUCUCACCCCGCUGGGUGAGCUCUGGACCGGUCCCAAGGGCGCUUUUCAGAGCCACCCUCGCACUGUGUUGGAAGUGGAAGUGCGAGAAUCGAGGCGCUCCCGCUCGGUUCUCGCCCGCGGCCACCCGGCCUGGCGUGCGCUGGACACAGAGUGGCCACGGGGCCACCGGGAGGUAGCGCUGGGCCAGCGGCACAACUCUCACCAAAGACAAGGCCAUCCUUCCCUCUUGGCAGCAGAGCCAGCCAGGGCCUCUGCGAGCUCCGUGCAAUAGCUUUGCCUUCACCUCGAGCUGACUCACCCGGUGUUUAACUGCUGAAGCCUUCAGAAAUUACGUAAAAACCAACCCAAAAAAACUUUCGCAGGUCCCCAGGUGGGUCGAGAAGGUUCUGCCACCCACAGACCCUGCAGCAGUGUGAGCCUACAAGCCAUGGGUGGAAGGGAGAAGGGGGCACCAGUCUCACGUCGAAGCAUUGGUGUAAAUAGGAAUGGUUAGGAUGGAUUUUGGAGCCCCAAGCCAAAAAACAAACAAAAAAAAAAACCAGAUGGAGAGAGAAACUCAAAGAGUGGAACCUUGUCUUGCAUGGUGUACAUCCAACAGGACCCCCUCAUCUCCCAUCAGCGAUUUCUGCCCACCAGCAUCUCAUCUGCAGGCUCUGCCCAGGUGAAGCAGGGCAGGGGUGGCAGCGUGGUGAAUGUACAGACACGAGGACGCUGUGCCAGGGGAGGCACCUGCAGCCCCAGGGGCACCCUGAGCACGCCAGCCAGGCCAGGGCUGCUUCUUCUCACCUAAAUCAGGGGCUCCAAGGAGCACCUCGGGUCUGAUUUGCCUCUGUCUCUCCCCAGAGAGUGCAGAAUAACAUUGUGCCUAAUUUAAAUCAACAGUCAAGGAGAUAAAACUGUGCAUUUUGGAAAAAGCCAGAAUAAAAACCCCAAGAAAGCCCCUACCUGGACCAGCUCCUGUGUCCAAGCUGGACUCUGGAAAGGUCUGGAUGUUUCCAGCAUCCCUAACUCUCUGCUAUCUAUUUUCCCAUGGAUUCUAGGAAUGGGAACCCCACAAGAGCAUCAUUUCACCACGCUGAAUCUGGCACUGCCAAACCCACGCUGUACGUGCUAUUUGUACUCACUUCACGUGACAUUUCGCAAUAUCUCUGUAAAUAAAACACAGCAAGGUGAAUAAAGCAACGUGGAAAUAGGUCUGGCUAGAAAUUCCUGCAGGAUGUGGAGCAGCAGAGGGUUGCAAUAGCCAUAAACAGGGGCAGACUCCCAGGGUGCAGUUUCCUGCUGUUUUCUGAAGGGGUAAAAACACAGUUGGGAGAGCAAUAGAAUCCCUUUUUUUCUCUAUGCAGUUUGUGGAAUGUUCACUCAGUUUCUGCUUCAGAUGAGGUGAAGAUCUGCCAAGGUUUCCUUUAAUUCCCAGGAUUUCCUGUAUUGCUAGGAGAGCACUCUGCUGCGCUGGUGGGAUGCGUUCCAGCUCCGAUUCAGGAGGAGAUUACAGCAAGCAGCUCUUGCACAUCAUCUCAGCUGUUUUCUAAAAUGGAAGCAGCAGUCCCACCCUAAUCCCCAGGUGUCUGUUCCAAACCUGGCAUUCCCGGAACGGGCUGGAAUCCAGGGGUUUUGAUUUUCAGCCCACAGCCUUGUGUAACAUUUGAACCUGGCUCUUCACAGCUAAAAACUGCAAAACUGGGAACUCGGGGGAUCUCAGGCACACACGAGCUGUUCUUUCUUCCCCUCAGUUUUAACCAAACAAAUUCACUCAGCGAUGGGAAUCAACUCAGACUUGAACCCCAAUAUCCACAGAAUGAUGCAAAGGCAGGAAGUUUUGGGGCACAAAAAUAGCAACAAGCUACUGGUCCAUCUUUUGAUGUAUUUACAAGCAGAAAGAUCGGUUUGACUUGGGGAAUUAACAGGUGGGGAGCUGAGCAAAAAUAGCAAAUAUUACAUAUACAGACAAAAAAAAGCUUUAAAGCAUUUGCAAGUUGCCAUAGGUGGUGUUUGCCCUGUACUAAAGGCUGGUGUGAGCCCUCAGGAUAAGUGGAAUAAUGAUAUCCCUCAGGAUAAUGUGGAUAAUAUCUUCACUUGUGCCAUAAUUCUACUUUGUGUCCGGUUCUAACCCAAGGAAAAUCCUCCUCUCCAGUGCUGUGUACCUCGCCCCCAGAUUUUUUUUCUGAUUCUAGAAGCAGAACCUUACAGGAACCACUACCUGAAAAACUCUUCCAAAACGCCACGGAGGGAAAAAAGCUGCAGGAAAAGGCCUCUGUCCUUCACGUGGAGCAAAACCCCCAGGGGUGAUUUCCCAGAGCUGCAGCAUUCGCUGGGAGGGAUUACCUGCAGCCCCCCCUUCAUGCCUAGGACGCUCUAAGCUGCUCCUUCCUGACGCUCCAGGCUGAAUUGUGGGAAUGUGAACGUCCCCAGCGCCCUUGGGAAGGUGGCAGUGCCAGGCCUGGCCAUCUCUGCAGCAGGUUUUCCUUCCCCGUAAAACUCCUGCACUUCCAGACCGCAAAUAAAGCACUUUGAAACCCAGGAGUGAGCCUUCCCCUUUUGGAGACAGCACCAAAGUCAUCCUCACCUCUGGCUUUCCCCGGAGCGAAGCGGUGCCAGCAGCAAGGGCAGAGCGUGCUGGCACAGGGGGAACAGUGGCAGCUGUUUGUGGGAGCUCCUCAGAGCCCACCCCGAGUCAGCUGCACCCCGAGGGGCUGGGGGGCAUCUCCCACAGCUCUGAGCCUGGCAGACCCAGACCUCACUGUUCCUCCCACCCCGGAGAAAACAAAGCUCUGCUUCCCCAAGGAGCUCUGCUGGCAGGACGUGCUGGUGAUGGGAAGGGCACUGAGCUGGGUUUUAAAACCACCUUCACGAGAAGAUUUCAUUUCUUUGUUCCUCCAGAACUUCAGAGCCUUGCUCGAGCCCCUCUUUUGGGAUUCAUAAUUUACAAUUGAAGCUUUCGUUCUGCUUAUUGAGUCUUCCUGGUCCUGCUUUCCCUCCCUGUGAUCCCCAGCUUGCUGAAGCCCUGGGUGGGGACCUCUGCACCCCCAAACAGGUUUGAACUAAAAGCCAGUGAAUUCUGCCUGCACUGUAUUUGCUGCUUGCCUGCUUGCUCCCACUCCACAGAACUGUUAAUCUUCCUGGCUGAAGAGUAAAUGAACUCCAGUAGGUCUAACCAGCUUAUCCAAUCCUGCUGAAAUAAAAACUAAAAAAAAAAAAGGAAAACAGGAAAAAUAAAGCCACUACCUCUUGUGGUGAAAAUCUCCAGUGCAACCACGGCUCCCCUGGAGUCAGGAAUGUAUAAAAUGCCCAUCACAGGUACAUGUGACACCAACCAAUGUCCUCAUGCAGCACUGUCAUUAAAUAGAGACUUGCACAAGCCACCCUGAUGUCCAUCUGGUUGUUUUGUUCUGCUUUCCUCUGGCUCUGAGGGCUCAGGCUCCAGGGAGCUGUGGUUCUGCUGCAGAGCCCAAACACACAGAGGAAAAGCUGCCUUCACACGAGAUUUGCCUUUUUCUGACUUGCUUUUUUCCUUUUUCCUCCCUUCCCCCAGUCUAUCCUUGAGAAUUCUGGUGUUUGUCUUGCCUGCAGCCACGAGAAUCAGACACGGGACAGGAAAGAUGCAGAGA